Molecule: messenger RNA, 4543 nt
Organism: Brienomyrus brachyistius
Lineage: Eukaryota; Metazoa; Chordata; Actinopteri; Osteoglossiformes; Mormyridae
Gene: pbx3b
Product: pre-B-cell leukemia homeobox 3b
Exons: 11
Coding region: 1377-2786 (469 amino acids)
Biological process (GO): brain development; neuron development; regulation of transcription by RNA polymerase II
Cellular component (GO): nucleus
Molecular function (GO): DNA-binding transcription factor activity, RNA polymerase II-specific; RNA polymerase II cis-regulatory region sequence-specific DNA binding
Source: RefSeq, a predicted model, not a curated record
UUACCUUGUGCGCAAGGCUAGGUAGAGCCGACCGUACCAUGGUCUUGAAAAGCGAAGAACCCGUGCAAUUCAUUAUCAGUUUUUUACCAAACAAUAUAAAACUCCGGGUAUGCACUUUCUUUUGUCGGUUUAAUGGCAAGUGCUUGCUAGGGCCGUGAUCGCGAUGGCAUUUCGCUGCACGCUCAAGUGAAGCGAAAGAAAAGUGGGACUCGAGUCGCCCAUCGCAUUAUUCGUGCUCGUUUCCAUUAUCGCCACAGUUAUCAUCAAGUGUUACUUCGGUGUUUUUGUUUACGGUGUUUGCGGCGAGAAGAAGUGACAGGGCCAUAGACCCCUCCUCUGAUGGGCGGAGCGUGCAUUUUUAUUUCGGAUUUCGCGUGUUUUUUUUUUCUUUUUUCUUUUUUUUGCCUGCUCCUGUUCUGACACGUCUGCACUGAGUACUGAGUGAGUGGCAUUGGCACAUUGUCAAUCGCUCACCGCCGCUGCCAUCAAACAACAUAAAGCACGCGCAGUCAGAGACUCGCGCUCAUAAAUUUCAGCCGGCAGAUAUUUUUGCGCAUUGCUUUACAGCGUGUAAUUAAUUUGUCUCUAUUCUUUUUUAAAAUAUUUUUUACCACUAAACCGCUAAAACUUUUUAAAGAAAUAUUUUAUUUUUAUUGCUAUUGCCGUCAUUAUUAUUGCUGCACGUAUUAGACAUUAAUUUUUUUCCCAUUAAUUCUGGACAUCGGCGAUAUGCUAUAUUUUGCAAGUGUCCGUGCGCUGCACAUGGCUUAUAUAUUUUAAUUUGCUUGGUUUUAUUUAUUAUUUUUUUUGUUUCAUUAAUUGUUUCCCACUUAGCCUUGGAUGGUUUGUUUCCUGCUGAUUUAAAUUGGGAUUUGAACAAGUUUACAAGAAGAAUUUCGCCGGGAGACAUAAUCGCAAGAAGAAUACAAAUAUAUCAAAGAAAUCUGCAAGGAGCUUCAGCAGUCAUACCCGACACAUCACGUCAAAGAAUAAAAGACAAAUUGCCAAGAAGAUUCGAACAGGAUCCGAGGGUCAGUGGCUGUCAUCUAGCUGUCAUAUAUAAAAUUAUAAAUAUUGGUUCAGCAAUUACGAGCAAAAAAUAUUGCAAAUAUAUUGUAUACUUCAAAUCAAGGAGGAAGAAAAUAUUGAAAGAAGAAAAAGUGCUCACUGGGACACGCAUUUUUAUACGAUCGCUUACAGUAACUCAUCAUCAGUUUAUACCUUUUUAUGAUUUAGCGAAAUUGUUUAAUAUUUGAAUUUCUUUCUGCUUCCUUCGCUGUGCACAUACAAUCACUGCCUUUGUAUGUGAUUUUUUUCAAGCUCCUGUUCUCUUAGCGAGGCUCCCGCGAAGCGCAUUGAUUGUGUUGCGGCAGACUAUGGACGAGCAAGCCCGGAUAAUGCAAGCGCUCGGCGGUGUCAGCUUGGCUGGCCAUUCGGUCCAAGGCGGCAUGGCACUGCCGCCUCCGCACGGACACGACGGGGCUGAUGGGGACGGAAGAAAACAAGAUAUCGGGGACAUUCUGCAUCAAAUAAUGACCAUAACUGACCAAAGUCUGGAUGAGGCGCAAGCAAAGAAACAUGGACUGAACUGCCACAGGAUGAAACCGGCUCUCUUCAGCGUGCUCUGCGAGAUUAAAGAGAAAACAGGCCUCAGCAUCCGUGGCGCCCAGGAAGAGGACCCCCCAGACCCCCAACUCAUGCGUCUGGACAACAUGUUGCUGGCGGAGGGUGUGGCUGGGCCAGAGAAAGGGGGCGGAUCUGCGGCCGCCGCGGCUGCAGCGGCCGCCUCGGGCGGCGCCUCGGAUAACUCCAUUGAGCACUCGGACUACCGGGCCAAGCUGACACAGAUCCGGCAGAUCUACCACACGGAGCUGGAGAAGUACGAGCAGGCGUGUAACGAGUUCACCACUCACGUGAUGAACCUGCUGCGGGAGCAGUCGCGCACGCGGCCCAUCUCGCCCAAGGAGAUCGAGCGCAUGGUGGGCAUCAUCCACCGCAAGUUCAGCUCCAUCCAGAUGCAGCUGAAGCAGAGCACCUGCGAGGCCGUCAUGAUCCUGCGCUCCCGCUUCCUGGACGCCAGACGGAAACGGCGGAACUUCAGCAAGCAGGCGACGGAAAUCUUGAAUGAGUACUUCUACUCGCACCUGUCGAACCCCUACCCCAGUGAGGAGGCCAAAGAGGAGCUGGCCAAGAAGUGCAGCAUCACCGUGUCGCAGGGGGUGGGAAGCACCAUCACAGUGUCACAGGUAUCCAACUGGUUUGGCAACAAGCGGAUCCGGUACAAGAAGAACAUCGGCAAGUUCCAGGAGGAGGCCAACCUGUACGCCGCCAAGACGGCUGUGACGGCCGCUCACGCUGUGGCCGCCGCUGUGCAGAACAACCAGACCAACUCGCCCACCACGCCCAACUCCGGAUUCCAGAUGAAAGAUGAAGAAUUUCAGCUGGACUCCGCAGAGAGCAAAAACACUCUUUUAACCAACAUGUUCACUGGUUCUUCGGGUUCGUUUAACCUGCCGAACUCGGGGGACAUGUUCAUGAGCAUGCAGAGUCUGAAUGGGGAUUCUUACCAGGGGGCACAAGUUGGCGCCAAUGUGCAGUCACAGGUGGAUACCCUGCGUCAUGUUAUCAGUCAGACGGCAGGAUACAAUGACAGCCUCGGGGGGAACUCUCUGUACAGUCCACAUGGCCUGAACGCUAAUGGAGGGUGGCAGGAUGCGGGCACUCCGUCCUCCAUGAUUUCUCCCACAGAGGGGCCGGGAAGCGUCCACUCGGAUACCUCGAAUUGAUCUCCCCACCGACGCUCCCCAUCCCUAUGCUGUAGAGCCCCGACUAGCACUGACUGGCCAACCAGAGAGGCAGGACACCCUUGGCGGGAGCCAAUCAUUCGCGGCGUUGCUCACCUUUUUUCCUUCUUUCGUAUUCUUGGGCAAGGCCUUGGAGUCAUUCUCCAUGGUCCAGGACAGCUUCUCAAACAUACAUCUAUACAGUAUAUAUAUGUAAAUAAUAUAAAGCAGAACAUUGUCAGGUGUGUUUCGCCCUGACGUUUAUUUUCAUGAUGAAUGGGUUAAGGAGGCCAACGCCCAGUGGAGUCUCUGUUCCGGAAAUUUCUUCUACAGCCUGGAAAGCCCCCAGGACCAGCUCCAUUACCUCCCUCCUUGGCCAGGCUGUUGCUUGGCUCUCCAGCAGCCCCUUCUACACCCGCCGAGAAGGACACCCGCAUCCAAACGCGCUCCACCCUUCCUGAAGACAGGCGAAUGUUCGGCCACGGGCAAUGCUUCACGGAUCACGUCUGUGCGAUUACUACAGGAAUGGGACAACAAAGAGAGAGAAGUGCUGGUAGACCCGUUACUUACAUGUUGGUUCUCUGUUGAGGUCCAUUUCCAUCAUUCUUUGUUCCCCGGUCCAUGUUAUACAACAGCAGCACUCACAGCCCAGCUUCUGACCAUUGUGUGCUAAUUCACAUGUUAACAGGGCUAAUAUCACAUUUACUGCCAGCUUGGAGGGGGGGGUUCUCUUUUUUUAUUUGUAUUAGCUCACACCCAACAGUUUCUGAUGCAUUACAGACCCUUUGUGGUGGCACUGAAUGAGACAUACGAAAUACAUGCAUUUCAUUGUCGGAAAAACACUCUAAAUUGGACACGGUUUAACAAAAAAAAAAAAAUGAAGUGAAUAUAUUCAACAUCACAUGUCUUUGAGCCCAUGUCUGGAAAGAGCUCCAUGUCUGAUGCCGGUCCUUGCGGGACUUUCUGCCCGCUGGUAACACCGGCCCAAACAUCCCCACAUAUUGUAAAUAAUGUAGCGUAAGAGUAUUUAUCCAUCUCACCAAUCAAAACACAGCUUUAUUACCUCAUGCAAACUCAUAGAAACCAAUAGAAUUCCAGCGUGUUCUAUAGCUUAGAGUGCUCACUUACUACCUCUGAACAGUAUCACUUCCAUGUCGGUUUUUUGGGGAAUUCUUACCUUGUAUUUUAUUUAGUUUAUUUGAUUGCAUCUUGUAAUAAACUCCUCCUUUCCCUUCCUGUAAUCUAAUGUAUAUUUUAAUCUUUUAAGAAAACUAAGUUGCUUUCUUGCAACUUUUAAAAAAUAUUAAAAAAUAAUGAUUAUGAUGAUGAUGAUGAUGAUGAUGAUGAUGAUGAUAAAGAGUAUAUGUUGCUGGGGGAGGGGUGAGUGGUGCCCACGGAUUAACACCAAACAGUUAAACUGUUGUACAUACGGACAAACAUUUUGAAUGUUGCUCAUCUUGUUACUAAUUCAUGCAAAAAAUAAGGAAAAAAAACGUAACAAAAAACAGCUGUAAUGCAUAGAGUUUUCAGUAUUCAGAAAUGUACAUUCAAGCUCUGUCUGACAGGGUCCAAUUUUGCUUUCUUUUGUAUUGUAUGUGAUUCUAAAACUGAUAAAGUCAUGGAAAGAUUAUUUGUGGCAGUGAUUCUAAUGUAUUAAAAAUGUUUCGUGUUACUUUUUAACCAGACUACACCCUGGACUGAAAAGCCUUGUAGUAGUUAUGUGUAGUUUCAAACAUGAAUAAACUUUUUGCUUUCAUGAA